Messenger RNA from Uloborus diversus, 1110 nucleotides. It is a transcript of the gene aln, whose product is annotated as divergent protein kinase domain 1C-like. Bases 1 to 1110 code for a protein of 369 amino acids. The record is from RefSeq and is a predicted model, not a curated record. The transcript has 3 exons. NCBI's taxonomy places the organism in Eukaryota, Metazoa, Arthropoda, Arachnida, Araneae, Uloboridae.
AUGACAUUGGCCGAUACUGUUGUGCUGCUGGGUAUACCCUUUUUGCACUACCUGUGGUUAAAAUGUGAUAAAUACCAAAAUCGAGAAGCUCUUGGCAACAUGUGUGCAGAUCUCUGUGAAUUAAACACUCUCAAGCCAAAUAACUGUCUUCCAAAUCAUGUGGGAAAAGAUGUCGUAUUUGAAGCUAUUUAUUUCAACGAUCAAGUGGUAGUGAAAUCCAGUAAACAAAAUUAUGAUGACUUUGACCAAGUUUUUUAUGUAGAUAGCGAAGGAAAUAAAGUCCAUCCAAACAUUGACAUAUUUUAUUCCAUGAUCUCCAAUACUAUACAAACAAACCUUGGAAUAACAUUAAAGCCUACUAGUAAUGAAUCAUUGAAUCUUCUAACUAAGUUAUGGACAAGAAAUAUGCUAAACUUUCCUCACCUUCCAGUUUCAAUUCAAAACAUAGCUAUGAGCAACAUUUGGUUUUUAGUCCAACAAAGUGAAUAUUUAUUAAUGAAAUAUUUUGAAGAAGUGAACAUAUUUCCCAAAGUUCUUGGCACUUGUGGGUUCUUUUACAUUGUUGAAUUUAUUCAACCACUUAAUAAUUAUUUUGAAAUAUUUUAUCCUUCUUGGCAAGAAAAUUUUACCAAAAGAGCAAGUUUUGCACUAAAAAUAAUCAAGUUUUUAGAAGACACUGAAAAAUAUUUCCCGCUCCUUCAUUUCUGUGAUAUUAAAGUUGGACAUUUUGGUUUGGAUAAAACUGACAACAUUAAACUGCUAGACAUGGAUAUGGUGUUCUUUGAGCCAUCACUCAUACAAAACAUGGUUUCUACAGAAAGUUGUUCAAAUAAUAAAGAUUGCUCUUUUCUGGACUGCAAAGGUUUGUGCAAUGUCACUAGUCAAAAAUGUGAAGCCAAAGUUCUGGAUAACAAUUUUCAGCGGGUGUGUGAAAAUGUAUUCGCAGGCAAGCUGAUGCCAUCAUAUUUUGGAUUACUCAGCUCACCACCAAAGACCGUUUCCAGAGAGCUUCAUAUUUUGCUACAAAGAUGUUCAGACACUUUAGAUAUGAAAGUUAUCAGCAUGAUCAACAAUGAGCUGAAAUUUUUACUAACUUCAGUUGUAAAAUGA